Molecule: messenger RNA, 2660 nt
Organism: Mus musculus (house mouse)
Lineage: Eukaryota; Metazoa; Chordata; Mammalia; Rodentia; Muridae
Gene: Zfp94
Product: zinc finger protein 94
Exons: 6
Coding region: 349-1809 (486 amino acids)
Biological process (GO): regulation of DNA-templated transcription
Cellular component (GO): nucleoplasm; nucleus
Source: RefSeq, marked validated
GAGCAUUGCGCGUGCUUCUGUUGUGCGGGCUGAUGCGAAGCAUUCUGGGAAGUGUUUCCCAGGUGGUUUCUGUUAGCAUCCGCUCCCCUUGUCCUCCCUUGAGUCUCCUCUCUCCCACACCUUCCUCGACUGAUGCCUGGAUCUGGAGCCUGAUCUCUCAACAAGGACUGAGUGGAAGGUGAGGUCCUGACUCCUUCAGCAAGGCUCCUGAAGCAGCAGAGAGACAAGGCUUGGGAUGUUGGCUCUGGGGUGAGGCUGGGUUCAGGAACCCCACCUGCCUCUGCUUUCACCUGCGCGUGGGUGCAACAGCUGCCAUCUUUGUUGACCCAGCCAUCCCCCAGGAGGACAAUGACCAAGGUCAAGGAGAUGGUGACCUUCAGGGACGUGGCCGUGGUCUUCAGUGAGGAGGAGCUGGGGCUGCUGGACGCUGCUCAGAGGAAGCUGUACCACGAUGUGAUGCUGGAGAACUUCAGGAUGCUGCUCUCAGUGGGAGACAAGAAUCCUGAGGAGAUGGAGUCUCUUGAGGAAGUGGGAUUGAGGCACCUGUCACAUGAGGCGCUUUUCUGCUCACAAAUCUGGCAGCAGGUUAGCAGGGACCUAAUGAAGGCUGGAGACUGCAGAGUAAGCAUCAGGGAAACUGGCUCUCCGUUGAAGCGAGAUGAUGCACAUGGUGCAGACAGGAAGUACAGCAAACAUUCCGGUCAGAAACCAUGGCUCCAACUCCACUGUGGAACAGAUGGUGGUGAAGAACCUUACAGAGAGGAGAGGAGCGAGAAAGACUCUUGGGACUCUCCUCUGCAGGCUAACGGGCGACCCCCCGCAGGAGAGAAGAGGUAUAGGUGUGAAAAAUGUGACCACGCCUUCUGUCGGUUAUCGGGUCUCCAAGCCCAUCAGGUGAGGCACACUGGAGAGAAGCCAUACAAGUGUGAGGAGUGUGGCAAGGGCUUCACUCGGGCCUCCACCCUUCUGGACCAUCAGCGGGGCCACACUGGAAACAAGCCCUAUCAGUGCCAUGCUUGCUGGAAGAGUUUCUGUCACAGCUCGGAGUUUAACAAUCACAUAAGAGUCCACACGGGAGAGAAACCCUAUGUAUGCGAGGAGUGUGGGAAAGGCUUCAGCCAGGCCUCCCAUCUCCUGGCCCAUCAGAGAGGCCACACUGGAGAGAAACCCUACAAAUGUAGCACGUGUGGGAAGGGCUUCAGCCGGAGUUCAGAUCUCAACGUUCACUGCAGAAUCCACACGGGAGAGAAACCCUAUAAGUGUGAGACGUGUGGGAAAGCCUUUAGUCGGGUCUCCAUACUCCAGGUGCACCAGAGGGUCCACAGUGAAGACAAACCGUACCAGUGCGCAGAGUGUGGGAGGGGCUUCACUGUAGAGUCACACCUUCAAGCGCACCAGCGCUCCCACACGGGAGAGAGACCCUAUCAAUGUGAGGAGUGCGGGCGAGGCUUCUGUCGGGCCUCCAACUUUCUGGCUCAUCGUGGAGUCCACACAGGCGAGAAACCGUAUCGAUGUGACAUAUGCGGAAAACGCUUCCGGCAGAGGUCCUACCUCCAUGACCACCACAGGAUCCACACGGGAGAGAAACCUUACAAAUGUGAGGAGUGUGGGAAAGUCUUCAGUUGGAGCUCAUACCUCAAGGCCCACCAGAGAGUUCACACAGGAGAGAAACCAUACAGAUGUGAGGAGUGUGGGAAGGGUUUCAGCUGGAGCUCAAGUCUCCUAAUUCACCAGCGCGCCCAUGCAGAGGAUGAGGGUCGCAAGGAUUUGCCUGCAUCAGAAGGCUCACAGGGGAAACAAACUCUAUAAUGUUUUAUAGUUUGAUAUUUCAACUGGAAGCUGAAAGGUCCCAACUCUUAGAGUUCUCAAGGGAGUUGUAGUAUUAGUAUUUUGACUGGACCAGGAUGCAUUUUGAUGCUUGGGAGACCACAAGCAGAGAAGCCUUGUAAGUUGGAGCCAUGUAGACUUCAGUCAGAACCUUGACCUUUAACACAUGGAGACAGUAACCAACCGGGGGAAAGUUGAGUGUGACCUGGAGGUAUCUCAAAGGAAGGAACCAGAUCACUUUCUUAUGUUGCUGGUUGCAACCCCGUGUGGGGCUUCAUUACCGUAAGUGACAGUCACAAGAUAUUUAGGAACACUACAAGCUUUCUGCAUAUCCAGGGACCAAAACCUCAGAAUUCAACAGGUUCUAGGAGCUUCUGGCAGCUCUUACCCAUGAUGCAACUGUGUGACUUCACUGCAGCCUUCCUCAGAACACACCAUCACCACACACAGGGCCCAGCCUCUCUGCUCAGGGUCGGCGUUGUUGUCUAUGACAAAUUGCAUGGCUUUCUACAGUACACAUGCUUUCUGUUCUUCCGGAAGCGUUGCUCACGGAGCUUUCCUGUUCUCGGUCUUCUAGUUCAGCUGCAGACUCUGUUGUGUGUCUCAGUGGGAUUUUGACCAUCCUCAUUACUCCCCUUUACAGAAAGUGUUCCACGGCACUACUGUGCAAGUUAGGUUUUGUGGUUAAUAAAUUACCACUUACUGAAAUUGUUUAAAAUACAUUUCUUCCCAAUUAAUAGUACAUGUUUGAAUUGUAUAUCUACAUUGCGUACCUAUAUUCACAAGCAGUGCCUAAGACAUCAUAUGCCUUCAGUAAACUGUUAAGCCAGCCU